Messenger RNA from Medicago truncatula (barrel medic), 420 nucleotides. RefSeq names its product agamous-like MADS-box protein AGL62. The coding region runs from base 1 to 420 and encodes 139 amino acids. The record is from RefSeq and is a predicted model, not a curated record. Gene Ontology annotation, molecular function: DNA-binding transcription factor activity, RNA polymerase II-specific; RNA polymerase II cis-regulatory region sequence-specific DNA binding; protein dimerization activity. NCBI's taxonomy places the organism in Eukaryota, Viridiplantae, Streptophyta, Magnoliopsida, Fabales, Fabaceae. Gene Ontology annotation, biological process: positive regulation of transcription by RNA polymerase II. The transcript has a single exon.
AUGUCAAGUGGAAGGAAAAGCCGAGGUCGCCAAAAGAUUGAGAUGAAAAAAAUGAGCAACGAGAGCAACUUGCAAGUGACUUUCUCGAAGCGCCGUAGUGGUCUCUUCAAGAAAGCCAGUGAGCUUUGCACCCUCUGUGGUGCAGAUGUUGCUCUCGUUGUUUUCUCACCUGGAGAGAAGGUAUUUUCCUUUGGCCACCCCAAUGUUGAUACGGUCAUAGAUCGUUAUCUCUCUCGGGUCCCACCCCAAAACAAUGGUACCAUGCAAUUUAUUGAGGCUCACCGAAGCGCCAACGUGCGCGAGCUCAAUACUCAGCUGACUCAAAUCAACCAGCUACUGGACAUCGAGAAGAAACGUGCUGAAGAGCUGAGCCACUUGCUCAACGGCCGAGACUCAAUUUUGGUGGGCUGGUCCCAUUGA